UCUGUCAACAAUGUCGUCCCUGAAGCAGCUUGAUCCAGCAGUCUGCAAUGUCAAGGUGACACCAGGAGCUGUAGUGUGUCUUGAGGCGGACUACCAGGGAGAAAUAACCAUAGGGGCUCGCACUGUCAUCCAUCCAAAGGCACGUAUUAUAGCUGAAGCUGGACCUAUUAUCAUUGGUGAAGGCAACUUAAUAGAGGAGCAAGCCCAAAUAAUCAACAGGUUACCUGAGGGUACUGAACCUGGAGAAGAACCACAGGUUAUGGUCAUUGGCAACAGUAAUGUAUUUGAGGUCGAUAGCUAUUGCCAGGCAACUAAAGUUGGAGACAACAAUGUUUUAGAAGCUAAGAGUCACGUUGGCCCAGGAGUAGAGCUGACACGAGGAUGCGUCAUAGGAUCUCUGUGUUCAAUCACAUGCCCGCAGGUUGUUUCUGAGAAUACAGUGAUUUAUGGUGAUGAGCUGCAUAGACGAAACCAGUCAGAAAAACCAGCACCUCAGGGUCUUCAACUUGAUUUCCUGAUGAAGAUCCUUCCCAACUAUCACCAUCUUAUCAAACCUAAGAAAAAAGUUGCUGUAUGAUUCCAUUCAUCUUGAGGAUAGCUUAAAGCUUUAAAAUAUAUGACAGAUUGUUCUCAUAUUACUGUAGGGUAAAUAUAAGUUGCUUAUGUAAUACAUUCACUGGAAGUAUAUUAUUUAUGUUUUUUUUUUUACUCCCUUUUGUAUAUUGUUAGUAUUUAAUUAUUAUGAAAAUGGCUUGCAUUUCUAACUUUAAGUAGCCUGAGAUGUACUUCUAUCAGUUUUAUAGGAAGAGGGGAUAUUUUUGACAGAUACUGUCAAAUCUUCCACUUUACUUAUGGCUUUCAUUUUAGCUAAAGCAGUUUACAAUAGUAGGAUGUGGAAAAAUUGUAUGCUGUACUGUUGUUGAAUUUCUUAAUUUGUUUCACUCACAUACACAAGGACAGUGAUCAUCUGUAUAAUAUGCACAUUAUUCAAAAUAAAACAUGUACUAUAAAAAAGACCUUACUUUUAUUUGGGUGAUAUCAUUGUAUUUAUGUACCUUUGACAUUUUAUUGACAAAAAACAGAUAAGCACCUCAUAAAGAGUCAUACUGCAAGAUGAGUGAUAAUAAAUUCAGUUAUCUCAAGAUAACAAAAUCAAGAUGUAAUAACAUCCUUAAAAGAUAAUCACCAUACUAGAUUUUGGUAAAUGAAAAGUGUUUUACAAUCAGAUUUUUAUGAAAAAAAGAGUGUAAGAUCUUAUAAUAAAAAUAUAUAUAAAUGGGAAAGCAUUUACUCAUUAGGUUUGUUGUAAACAUGAGUCAGUGAUAAAUACUGAUGGAUACAUUGCAUAAAAUGACAUGCAUAUUUCCUGACUCGGACUGAAAAGACAUCUUUCCCUUGAAAAGGACAAAUGGUUAUUGGUGUUUUCAGUUGUUAUGAUGCAACAUUUUUUAUGCCUUAUAUCUUGAUAAAGAUGUUAUAGGAAAAUAAAAGACAAUCCUAUAACAUAACAGUAAUGAAUUUGAGUGUAAUAAAAUUUCAGGUUUUUCAA
Messenger RNA from Penaeus indicus, 1549 nucleotides. RefSeq names its product dynactin subunit 6-like (gene DCTN6-p27). Gene Ontology annotation, cellular component: dynactin complex. The record is from RefSeq and is a predicted model, not a curated record. Gene Ontology annotation, biological process: mitotic spindle organization. The transcript is spliced from 5 exons. NCBI's taxonomy places the organism in Eukaryota, Metazoa, Arthropoda, Malacostraca, Decapoda, Penaeidae. The coding region runs from base 11 to 577 and encodes 188 amino acids. Gene Ontology annotation, molecular function: dynein complex binding.